AUGGCGUGCGCGGCGGCGGCGGCGGCGCAAGCUGAGGCGGCGGUUGGCGGCGGCGGAGGUCAAACUCCCACAAUGCAGCCGGGUAAACAGCUAUGGAGGAGGAGGCGGCGGCGCCCGCGGCCGCCCGCUCCGCCGCCUGAGCCCCGCCGCGCCGCCGCCGCCGCCGCGGGACCUGCGCUCCGCGCGCUCCCCGAACUCCCCGGGGGCGGCCGCGGCCGGCGCGUGUGGGGCGAAGCCAGGCGGGCGGUGGCGGCGGCCCCGGUGCAGCCCCGGCCUCCGCCGCCCCCCCCCUGCCCCCCGCUGUCCCCGUCCGGCCCACGCCCAGAGGCCGCCCCGGAGGCCUCCGCCAAACGCCAGGUCUGAACACAAUUAAGAAGAAGGAGCUUCUACAAUCGCAGCAGAUGAAGAUCCACUGGUAAAUCGAUCAGGAUUUUUGGCCUGCCCUCCAAAGAAAAGG
Balaenoptera musculus (blue whale) is the source of this 457-nucleotide messenger RNA. Its product is annotated as nif-specific regulatory protein-like. The record is from RefSeq and is a predicted model, not a curated record. The transcript is spliced from 2 exons. Lineage: Eukaryota; Metazoa; Chordata; Mammalia; Artiodactyla; Balaenopteridae. The coding region runs from base 1 to 363 and encodes 120 amino acids.